Molecule: messenger RNA, 579 nt
Organism: Parnassius apollo (apollo)
Lineage: Eukaryota; Metazoa; Arthropoda; Insecta; Lepidoptera; Papilionidae
Source: the annotation of a GenBank genome assembly
AUGGCAGCUAAGUUCGUCGUUAUCGCCAUGUUGGUGGCAGCUGCUCAAGGCAGCGCAAUCCACGGCGGAGACUACUCGAGCUUCUCAUAUGGCGUAGCUGACCCACACACCGGAGACGUUAAGAGCCAGCACGAGACCCGCGUCGGAGACAAUGUUGUCGGCCAGUACUCGCUGCUAGAGUCGGACGGCCAUCGCCGCACCGUAGACUACGCUGCUGGACCUCACUCUGGAUUCAACGCUAUCGUACGCAGAGACCCUGCUGUGAUUGCUCACGCCGCCCCUGCGGUCGUUGCUGCUCACGCCGCACCUUUGGCGUACGCCGCUCACGCUAGCCCCCUGGCCGUUGGAGCUCACAUUGCACCUGGCGCUGUAUCCUACUCAGCCCACAGCAGCUCUGUUGCGCACGGCAGUCCACUCGUUCACUCUGCAGUUGUAGCUGCUCCUCUUGCUCACGGUGCCAUCGCCUAUGGCGCACACGGUCUCGCCUACGGUGCUCAAGGUCUAGGCUACGGUGCUCAUGGUCUUGGUGCCCAUGGUCUCGGUGCCCUGCUGGUCUCGGCUACAUUCAUUAGGAACUGA